Bicyclus anynana (squinting bush brown) is the source of this 2546-nucleotide messenger RNA. RefSeq names its product zinc finger protein 260-like. Gene Ontology annotation, biological process: regulation of transcription by RNA polymerase II. The record is from RefSeq and is a predicted model, not a curated record. The transcript is spliced from 8 exons. Lineage: Eukaryota; Metazoa; Arthropoda; Insecta; Lepidoptera; Nymphalidae. The coding region runs from base 274 to 2169 and encodes 631 amino acids. Gene Ontology annotation, cellular component: nucleus. Gene Ontology annotation, molecular function: DNA-binding transcription factor activity, RNA polymerase II-specific; zinc ion binding; RNA polymerase II transcription regulatory region sequence-specific DNA binding.
GUUUUGAUUUUGUUUGACAUUUUUUGAAUAUGAAAUAAGAAUAUAACAAAGAUUACAGUGUAUUAUGGAAUAUAAUAUGAAACUGUCACACGAUGCAUAGCAUAGUUAUUAUUUAUUCGAUAGAAAAUAUAUAUUAGAGAAUUAUUAAUGAAAACAUAUUACAGUAGUAUCUAAUAAUCUGUGUAGAAUAGAAUACAUUGUCGCGUGAUCUGAACUGAUCUUUGAGUUUGGGCGCGAGCAGUCAGCAAAUCCCAAAGAACAUAAAUAUUGGACAUGCUGUGCUGUGUGCCUUUCUGCAGGAACGCUGCAGGCAAUGUUCGCACAGCAGAGGGCAUGGGUAAGGACGAGGGGAUUACUUUUCACGGUUUUCCUAGUGAAACAUGUCUACGUGCAGCUUGGCUCAGAGCCCUCGGCAAACAAGACACUCACCUGCCAGACUCUGCUGUGAUCUGCUCUCAGCAUUUUCUAAGUGAUGACUUCAGCGAGACCGAAAGUGGCUCAAGGCAGAUUGUUCCCGGCGCCAUUCCUUCAACAGUGCUGGUAUGCACAAUGUGCCUGGACAGUGGCAGCAAGCAGUUGCUAAUGAGUAAAUACAACUUGGAUGAGGCAUACCAAGAGUUUGUUGGUCUUCCUUUGUGUGAUCAAGGGAACCUGCAACAAACACUUUGUGUACAAUGUGCUUACAGACUGAUAAACAUCAUCAGAUUUAGAGACGACAGCUUGAGAACCCGCUCACUGAUGAAGGACUUGGUUGAGAAACAUGAAGUUAUAACAAACCAACAUAUAGAAAUAAUAAAGCGAGACAAAGUACUUUUAAAAAGCAAAUUCGUGAUUACAUCCCUCGGACCAGACCACUGUGACAUACACAUUGUAGAAGAGCAAGAAGACAAACAGACAGAAUCAGUAGACACUGGACACAGUGGUGAUGACACAGUUGUUGUGAAAAUUGAAAGUCUUGACUCUAUGUUGGUAGAUACAAACAUGGAAGUGAAAAAGGAAUAUGAUGAAGUUGUAGUACCUCACGGACAAGUAUCUGACAAAGGCACAGUGUUUGUUGAAGUACCAACUUUGUUGAAGUGUGAAAACAUUCCUUAUGAAUGUACAAUUUGUGUAGAGGAUUUUCUCUGUGAAGAAGAUUACAUUGCUCAUAUGCAUAUGCAUCUUCAGAACAGCGAUGCUGACAGUGAAUGUGUGACGUCACAAGUGUGUGAGCCUCGUACAGCUGUGAGCUCUAGCUGGCACUCGGCGCACCUCAUUGAGCACAAUUCUGCAGAUCAGAGCCUGGCUGAUGACUGUCACUCCUCAACACACUUGGCUCAACCUUACAGUAUUCCUUUGGCUGCACCUAAAGAAGGCGAUACAUUUAAUAAAGGUGUAAGAAAACGUACCAUAAAUGACAGCAACAAAGCGAAGACAGACAUUAAUCCUCACACUGGUGAGAAAAAAAAGCCUUAUUCUUGUAACUUGUGCAAGUACGAAGGUGCUCAAAAAGAGCACUUAGUGCGUCAUAUGCGAUCUCACACUGGUGAGAAGCCUUAUUCUUGUGACGUGUGCAAGUACAAAUGUUCCCAAAAAGAGCACUUAAUGAAACAUAUGCGAUCUCACACUGGUGAGAAGCCUUAUUCUUGUAACAUAUGUGAUUGCAAAUGUGUUCAAAAAAUUGAUUUAGUGUAUCAUAUGCGAACUCACACUGGCGAGAAGCCUCAUUCUUGUAAUCUUUGCGAAUACAAAAGUGCUAGAAAAAGUGGCUUAGUGAAACAUAUGCGAUCCCACACUGGUGAGAAGCCUUAUUCUUGUAACUUGUGCGAGUACAAAUGUGCUCGAAAAGAGCAUUUAGUGAAUCAUUUGCGAAAUCACACAGGUGAGAAGCCUUAUUCUUGUAACUUAUGCGAUUAUAAAAGUUCUCAAAAACACCACUUUGCGGAUCAUAUGCGAACUCACACUGGUGAGAAGCCUUAUUUUUGUACGCUAUGUGAGUUUAAAUGUGCAUCAAACUGUAGCCUAGUGAGACAUAUGCAAACUCACAACAGUGACAAGCCUUAUUCUUGCAACAAAUGUGAAUACAAAUGCAAAGUGAAGCGUUCUCUCCAGCUGCACAUGCGCAAGCACGCUGGCGACACUGUAACACACACCCACACACUGGCGGGGUCAACAACAACACAUGUGUAAUUCUGUGUGUGUUCGUUACUCGUUACGUUCUAAGAUACCUAACGAGAUAACUUUGUCUUUUCCCACUCUUUCGUCCCAUCACAACGCAAGAGUAACAAUUUUUUUUGUGAUGUGCAUAAUUAUGUGAUUUAAACGAAUGCAAUUUCUUUUAUUCUCAUGCUUUUAUCAUGGUGUAUUUUUACGAUGAUUUUUCCCGUCGACUUUGUUUUUUAAGAAGAAGAUAAGUACGUCUUGACCCCGGCUACGUUUCCGUGCAGAUUUUUUUUCUUUCAAUUCGUGUAAGUCGACAAAUAAAAUAAGUGGCACUAAGAUAACUAUUCAAAACGAUGCAUUUCUAUUAAGUUAAACGAAGAAAAAAUAAAUAACUAUAUAUCCCA